AUGGGUAAGAAGCGGCCCAAGCCCGGGAGCGGCGGCGGUGCCGAGCCCACCGGCGACAAGAAGGCGCCCCUUGACGUCGAAGAAGGUCCGUCCUCCGUCAACGACUCCGACCGCCUGUACAUAUUCAAGGACCCCGCGUACCUGUCGAGGUCCGGCGGGAAUGGCAAGAAGCCCCGCGUGUGGAAAAGCCUCAAGCAGGUGAUCUCUGCCGAGCGCCUGAUGCCGGGAUCGUCAGCGAGCUACGCGGCACUCGAAGCGCCGCUGUCCUUGAAGCCCAGCAAAAAGUACUCGGACACGAGCGGGCUGCCGGCAAGGUACACGGACCCGGCGACCAAACUGCGCUACGCCAAUGUGGACGAGUACGCCAGGAUCAGGCUCCUGACACCGGACCAGGUUAACGGGUACCUUAUACUGCGCAAGGCCAGCCUGCCGGUCACCUAGGUCGUCCGAUUGUGAUCUGGUUGGUACACGUAGCAGAGCGUGUACCAUCCAGAUGUGUGAAGUGUGAUCUGGAUGUUUCGAACUUCCUCCAGGGAGAUUCUCUCGCGGUGUUGUAGACGUGCGUGUUCAUCUAGCUUCAGUGGAACAGAGCAUCUGUGCAGCUCGGAUUGUGUCGGACUUGCCAGAAGAGUUGACGCGGUACACAUAUUAAAACUGUUUUCCUUGU
Messenger RNA from Ixodes scapularis (black-legged tick), 667 nucleotides. RefSeq names its product INO80 complex subunit C. Gene Ontology annotation, cellular component: Ino80 complex. The transcript has a single exon. Gene Ontology annotation, biological process: chromatin remodeling. NCBI's taxonomy places the organism in Eukaryota, Metazoa, Arthropoda, Arachnida, Ixodida, Ixodidae. The record is from RefSeq and is a predicted model, not a curated record. Bases 1 to 441 code for a protein of 146 amino acids.